AGCACCAGGCCUGGUUUUGUAUGCCUGCCGCAAACUAGUGGAUUUGGCAGAACCCACCGCCGCCAUCUUCUUUGGCUACCCAACCCAGCUGUACGAUGGCGUCCCAGACCAGUAGGUGGUAGUAAGUGGCAGUAACUUACCGCCUUCAUCAUCAACCUGAGAGGAGUAAAAGGUCAAUACUGGCAACAUGGCAGCGCACGUUCUACAGGGAGACUAUCUUUGGUAGUAACUCCUGCUGCUUCAAAACCCAUCUGCAAAUACAAUGUCUCUUGGCAAGACUGCUGUCAAGGUGGUACAUUUAGGCAGGAUUUCUUACUGCAGUGCCUUGAAGAUACAGCAACAGCACAUAAAGCAACAUCUGGAUUCAUUCAGUAACAGCCCAAACACUCUAUUACUAUGUGAACAUGAACCUGUGUACACCAUUGGCAUCAGACAGGCCCAGUACCCUCCUGAGGAGGAACAAAGAUUGAAAGCCCUGGGUGCAGACUUCUUCCGUACAAACCGAGGAGGUCUUAUAACAUUCCAUGGGCCUGGUCAGUUAGUGUGCUACCCUGUACUCAAUCUUGGCUGCUUUAAGAAGAGCGUGAGAUGGUACGUGUGUGAACUUGAAAGGACUGUGAUCAGAUUGUGCAGUAAAUUUGGGAUCAAAGCCUCCACUUCACCAGAUACAGGAGUCUGGGUGGGCAGCAAUAAAAUUUGUGCAAUUGGUAUCCAUUGUGGAAGAUACAUAACCUCCCAUGGUUUGGCUCUAAACUGCAAUACAGACAUGAGUUGGUUUCAUAACAUUGUACCAUGUGGGCUUGUGGGGAAAGGUGUGACCUCACUGAGCCAAGAACUGAGACGGGAUGUCCCAACUGAGGAGGCCAUUCCAAAACUACUUGAAGCCUUCACUGAACAAUUCAACUGCACUUUAACAUACAGUGAUCAAUUAAAACAAAGAUGUUUAUGAAUAUCUACUUCAUUGUAAAUGGUAGUGGUUUAAUUAAAGUAUAUGAAAAUCUGUCUGCUUGUAUGAUUAAUUCACAUGUUUGUGUUAGAUUGUCAGUGCUAUGAUAUUUUGAUAUACUGU
This is a messenger RNA of Xyrauchen texanus (razorback sucker), 1069 nucleotides long. RefSeq names its product lipoyl(octanoyl) transferase 2 (gene lipt2). The coding region runs from base 263 to 949 and encodes 228 amino acids. Gene Ontology annotation, cellular component: mitochondrion. Lineage: Eukaryota; Metazoa; Chordata; Actinopteri; Cypriniformes; Catostomidae. Gene Ontology annotation, molecular function: lipoyl(octanoyl) transferase activity. The record is from RefSeq and is a predicted model, not a curated record. Gene Ontology annotation, biological process: protein lipoylation. The transcript has 4 exons.